Messenger RNA from Brettanomyces bruxellensis, 570 nucleotides. It is a transcript of the gene BET3, whose product is annotated as transport protein particle 22 kDa subunit. The transcript has a single exon. The record is from RefSeq and is a predicted model, not a curated record. The coding region runs from base 1 to 570 and encodes 189 amino acids. Lineage: Eukaryota; Fungi; Ascomycota; Pichiomycetes; Pichiales; Pichiaceae. Gene Ontology annotation, cellular component: cis-Golgi network membrane; TRAPP complex; cytosol. Gene Ontology annotation, biological process: endoplasmic reticulum to Golgi vesicle-mediated transport; intra-Golgi vesicle-mediated transport.
AUGUCAAAACAACUGAAGCAACUAGGGGAUGACAUUUGGAAGAAUCAGGUGGAGAAGAUCAAUUCAGAAUUGUUUACACUCACAUAUGGUUCGGUCGUGGCACAACUAUGCAAAGAUCUAGACAACAAUUAUGAUCAAGUUAAUAACGAAUUAUAUAAAAUGGGCUAUAACAUUGGAGUACGGCUAAUUGACGAAUUUCUACAAAAGACGCAACUCAGUAGAUGCACAAAUAUGCAUGAAACGGCCGAGGUUGUGUCGAAAAUAGGCUUUAAAAUAUUCUUAAACAUCACUCCAACGGUAUCUCACUGGACAGCAGAUAAUAAAUCGUUUGGUCUCAUUUUGGUGGAAAACCCGUUAGCCGAUUUUGUUGAACUACCAAAUACCGAGGCAAGAAAGAAAUUAUGGUAUUCGAAUGUACUCUGCGGAGUAUUGAAAGGAUGCUUAGAGAUGGUUCAACUAGAUUGUGAUGUGAGCUUCUUGCAAGAUAGUUUGAAAGGUGAUGAGAACACUGAAAUACGCGUGAAACUCAACAAGAUUCUUAAAGACGAAAUACCUGCUGGAGAGGAAUAA